Molecule: messenger RNA, 219 nt
Organism: Penicillium subrubescens
Lineage: Eukaryota; Fungi; Ascomycota; Eurotiomycetes; Eurotiales; Aspergillaceae
Exons: 1
Coding region: 1-219 (72 amino acids)
Source: RefSeq, a predicted model, not a curated record
AUGAUGCACGCCUUCGAGAGACGAAACAUCCUCGACGAAUUUCCACCUUUCACGAGCACAGCUGCUGGAAUCACUCGACAGACGCGCAAGGUUGAGGGACAUAUGAUCUUACAGUCCUCAUUGCUCAAAACAUGCCAUUGGCAAUAUUUGCAAGAAGAUGCGUGUGAAAUAUCGAGACGUGGCUUCUCCAAGGGUGCCGAAAUGGGCACAAUGAAAUAA